Molecule: messenger RNA, 2130 nt
Organism: Tyto alba (common barn owl)
Lineage: Eukaryota; Metazoa; Chordata; Aves; Strigiformes; Tytonidae
Gene: HSPA12B
Product: heat shock protein family A (Hsp70) member 12B
Exons: 11
Coding region: 824-2128 (434 amino acids)
Source: RefSeq, a predicted model, not a curated record
CUCGCCAGAGCCCAGAAGCCGUGUCUCCAAAACUGCGCAAGGAGAGGCACGGCCGGCCGAAACCCCUCGGGGGGCUGGAGGUCACCUCGGUCCCUUGGUCUGCGGAGCCCACUCCUCUUCCUCACCGGGACCCCAGGCAGGGCCUCGGGGGCAAAGACAGCCGCCGGCCGACCCCCCCUGGGCGAGACCCACUGAGGUGGAGGGUUUCAGCCUGAGGGUCUGCACAGGCUCCGGACAGACUGCCCAGACCACCCCACGGCCACGGAGGGGCUGGAACCCCUCGAGUGACCCGAGCCCAAGCCCUCGCUGCUCCCCCCUGCUCGUGCCGACAGCUCAGCGCAGCAGCAGGACACAGGUGCCCCCCUCCCAACCCCCCCGGAGCUCAGCCCCCGGGGAUGGGGACGCUGAGCCCCGUCAGGCUGGGCUUUGGGGUGCCAGAGCCGGGGUCACCCCCCCAGCCUGGCCCUAGAGCAGCACGGGGGGGGGUGGGGGGUGUCCAACCUGCAGCCGGGACAAACAGACACCGAAAAAAACCACGAGCAGAGCUUCUGCCAGAGGAGACACACAAAUUCCCAGCGCUGGAGGGACGAUCCCCUGAGCACGGGGACUCACCACCUCAGGGAAAAUCCAGUUUUGGUGACGAAGCGCCUUUGCAGAGCUCAGACAGACAGACACCCCCCACCCCGGGCCCUCCCAGCACCACCAGUGCCGCGUUUCCCUGCUGGGGUUUGACCUGCAGCCUUCAUCGGCCACAGCUCCUCCUCGCUCCGGGGAAGAACCCGCCACCUGCCAUUUUUAGCACAAGGGGGAGCGCGAGGCUGCCAUGGCGAUGCUCCUGGAGCCGGGGAUGCAGAGUCUCCGGAUGGGUGCCAACGGCGAGCGGUGCCCCACGCCGUCCCCUCCCGGCUCCCCGGGGACACCCCACGACAGUUGCAGCAUCGCCCCGCUGACGCCCUCCCAGUCACCGAGGAGCGAGGCUCGCUCCCAGCAAACGGCCUCCUUCGCCGUGGUGGUGGCCAUCGACUUCGGCACCACGUCCAGCGGCUACGCCUUCAGCUUCUCCAGUGACCCCGAGGCCAUCCACAUGAUGAGGAAAUGGGAAGGAGGGGACCCGGGGGUGGCCAACCAGAAGACCCCCACCAGCCUCCUGCUGACGCCGGAGGGCAUCUUCCACAGCUUCGGCUACACUGCCAGGGACUACUACCACGACCUGGACCCCGAGGAGGCCCGCGACUGGCUUUACUUCGAGAAGUUUAAGAUGAAAAUUCACAGCACCAGCGACCUCACCAUGAAAACUGAACUAGAAGCUGUCAACGGGAAGAAAAUGCAAGCGCUGGAGGUGUUCGCCCACGCGCUGCGCUUCUUCAAGCAGCACGCCGUGCAGGAGCUGAAGGACCAGUGCCCGUCCCUGCCCGAGAGAGAUGCCAUCCGCUGGGUCAUCACCGUCCCUGCCAUCUGGAAGCAGCCGGCCAAGCAGUUCAUGCGAGAGGCUGCCUACAAGGCCGGGCUGGUGUCCCCGGAGAACCCGGAGCAGCUGCUGAUCGCGCUGGAGCCCGAAGCCGCUUCCAUUUAUUGUAGGAAACUUCGGCUCCACCAGCUGAUCGACCUGAGCUGCAAACCCCCGGCCAACGGGCUGGCGCCGGAGCACCCCAUCGACUCCAGCUUUCGGCAGGCCCGAGAGCAGCUCCGGCGGUCCCGCCACAGCCGAACCUUCCUGGUGGAGUCGGGAGUCGGGGAGCUCUGGUCGGAAAUGCAGGCAGGUGAUCGUUAUAUCGUGGCGGACUGUGGCGGUGGCACGGUGGACCUCACCGUGCACCAGAUCGAGAAGCCGCAGGGGACGCUGAAGGAGCUGUACAAAGCCUCAGGGGGUCCCUACGGGGCCGUGGGGGUGGACCUGGCCUUCGAGAGGCUGCUGUGCCACAUUUUCGGGGAGGAUUUCAUCGCCACGUUCAAGGCCAAGCGCCCUGCCGCCUGGGUGGACCUGACCAUCGCCUUCGAAGCCCGCAAGCGGGCGGCGGCCCCCUCCCGCGCCAGCCCCCUCAACAUCUCCCUGCCCUUCUCCUUCAUCGACUUCUACCGCAAGCACCGGGGCCAGAACGUGGAGACGGCCCUCAAAAAGAGCAAGUGAGA